Symbiodinium pilosum is the source of this 693-nucleotide messenger RNA. The record is from the annotation of a GenBank genome assembly. Lineage: Eukaryota; Dinophyceae; Suessiales; Symbiodiniaceae.
AUGGCUGAUGAGAAGCAAGCCUCCAAACUGAACGACGUUCCAGAGGAGCUUCCUCAAGCCAUCAAGGAAGUGGAUGGUAUAUUGCCAGCUGGCCGCGUUACACUGAAUGUGACCAACGCUUCGUUCACCGUGAAGCAGCAGAGCUGGGGGAAAGUGGUUGGGCGCGAGAAAGCCGAAGAAAUUCUGGAGACCAUGGGGCUUCUGUCAUGCCGCAACACGCGGGUGGGCAAUGAGUAUAUCAAGGGGCUAUCUGGAGGCCAGCGGCGGCGCCUUAGUUUGGCCGUGGCCUUCAUGAAGAGCCCUUUGGUCGUUUUCCUCGACGAAGAACUGGCCCGCAGUGAGGACGUCAUCAUUGCCUGCACAAUCCACCAGCCUUCGGCUAGAAUUUUUAAGGGUUUUGACAAGCUGCUUCUUCUCUCCAACGGCCGUGUGGCCUACUCUGGCCGUGUGGUCGAUGCAGUAGAACACUUCCGGGCCCUUGGCUUUGAGAUUCCAGAACACGAGAACCCAGCAGAUUUUUUCCUGGAUACCAUCAAUGCCGACUUCACGUCGAAGGAAUCUGUGCAAAAGGUACUAGGGGCCUGGGAGUUGCAACCUUUUCGCGUCGGAAGCGGAUCGUUCGACCUUGAUGCUGACAUUAAGAAGCACAUCGGCCAGCACCUUUUUGUGGAGGACCGGAGCUUUCGUGCGUGA